AUGGAUGACGAUCUAGUAAACAAAUUAAAAGCAAAGUUGAAAAAUAUGAAAGAAGAAGCUCAGAAAAGAAGGGAGUUAACUAAGAUACAAAAGUAUGAGUUAAAGAAAAAAAUUCAAAGAGAAAAUUACCAUAAAAAAAAAUUAGAAUCCAAAGAGAGAAUAUCAAAGAAAGAACCCCCCCUAGAAAAUAGUAAUAGUAGUGAGGUUUUACCAUCGGUUUUGCCAAAGAAAAAUACUUUGAAAAUAAAAUUAGGGCCAUAUACUGCUGAGGAAAACCAAUCUACUAGCGCCACCACACGUGCUGAUAAAAAUUGCCCAAAAGAAGUUCAAGUAAAAAAUAUAAAGAGAAAGGUCAAGGUAAAUAAUGAAGAGCAACGGAAAAAAGCCCGAGAAAAAAAGAGAAGGCAGAGGGAAAAAAGAAGACAAAAUAUAGAAGCAUAUACAAAAUAUACAGAGAGAGAGAAAGAACGAAAUAAAAAAAGAAAGGAAGAAGGAAAGUUAACACCUAUAAUGCAAAAGAAUACACGAGAAAAGAAACGACAAAGAAAAAAAUGGACAGAAAAUUCCAGGGCAUACAGAUUAAAAAAAAAUCAACAGGGGAGGUUAGAAAAAAUUAUAGACGAAAAAACCUCACCCUUAAGCUCAUCAACUUCACCUCCAGAAGCAGAAAAAAAUAGCAGAGUAAAGACUAAAAGGACAUCGACUAAGAAUUAUAGGGAAUACAAAAAAACAAUUUUGGACUUACGAAAAUCUUUAAAAACUUUAGGACAACGCGCCGAGCGUUACAAAAAACGUUACAAUAGAUUAUCGAAGAAAAAACGUAAACAAUCACGUUCCCCUUCACCCAAUACUAAUGUAAAAAACAUUUUAAGACAAACAACUAAUGACAUAAAAAAGAAAUUACUAUUUAGUGAAUGUUUGGUAAAAGAAAUUAAGGCAAAGGCGAAAGAUUCUAAUGAAGUGGAAAAAAAUAUAUUAGGGGCUUGUAUCUCAUCUUCUAUUUAUAAAAAAUAUCGUGUUCAAUCUGAAGCAACGUCUAUUGUGUCUCGUCAUAUUUUAAAAAAACACCUUAAAUCUCAAAUUAACCAUGUUAAAAAAAGGCAACUCCGAACCCAACAAAUGAUGAGUAUAAGACGACAAAUUGAGAACUUUUUUCUUGAGGAUGAAAAUACCAUACCAGCACCUGGCAAACGUGAUACAAUUACCAAGAGAAAAAUUACCAAACAAAAGAGGUACCUUACUACAACACUAAAAAUCCUAUACAAAAAGUAUGUCGAUCAGCUUAAGUCAAAAAUAUCUUUUAGCACCUUCUGUAGAUUGCGUCCAUUUUAUGUUCUAAAACCAAGAGUGUCUAACAGAGAUACAUGCUUAUGUAUCAAACAUGAAAACGUUAAAUUUAUUUUGCAAAAGCUACAUUACUUUAAGAUUGUAAGGAGUAAAAUACCCAGUGAAGUUAUAAGAGAAUUAGUUUGCAAUCACAAGGACAAAAAUUGCAUGUAUCGUGAAUGUCAAUCAUGUAAGAACAAAAAAUGCCAUUUAGCUAACGAAGAACUGUCGGCUCGCGUGACUUUUUAUUAUGAGUGGAAAAGUAGGGUUGAAGAAAGAAAAGAUAAAAAUGGAAAAGAAAUAAAAGUAAGAAUAACAGCCAAGGAAAGAAUUUCUUGUUCGGUUCAAGAUUUAGUUAAAAAAAUAAAUGAUUUAUUUCCAAAAUUUUUAAUCCAUGAGUACAAUAUCCAACAUCACUUUAAAAAAAUUAAGCAAUUGCGGCAAAACAUUUCGUCCGGUUCAGCAAUCAUAAACAUCGAUUUUUCAGAGAACUAUGGAUGCAAAUACUCAAACGAAAUACAGAGCGUGCACUUUGGAGCAUCAAAACCUCAACUUAGUCUCCACACUGGUGUCAUAUAUUUUAAAAUUGGUGACAAAUUGCACCACCAAUCCUUUACCACUGUUUCGGAUCAACUCUGCCACAAACCAUACGCAAUUUGGGCCCAUUUACAACCAGCUUUAGAGUUAGCUACAAAAUUAAUCUCUGGACUAGAUACUAUCCAUUUUAUCAGUGACGGUCCAACCUCUCAAUACCGAAAUAAAAUAAAUUUCUUCCUUAUUACGUAUUUUGGAAAAAUGCGUGGUUUUAAGAAACUAACAUGGAAUUUCUCUGAGGCAGGACAUGGGAAGAGUUCUGCAGAUGGAGUUGGAGGAUCAUUAAAAAAGAUGGCUGAUUUGGCUGUUUCUCAUGGCAACGACAUAAUGUGCGCAAAAGAUUUUGUCCAUGUUCUUCAUGCGACAAAUCCACAAUCAAAAAUUAAACUUUUUUUAAUAGAAGAAAAUGAAUUUGAUAAAUUCCAAGAUGUAGUUCCAUUAUCAUUAAAAUCUAUUAAGGGGACAAUGCGAAUUCAUCAAGUGUUAUGGAAAUCUGACAAUCCCCAGAAACUUAAAUUUAAAUACCUCAGUUGUUUUUGUGAAGAUUGCUCUCAUUAUGAACUAUGUGAAAUAGUGUAUCCUAAAAAUGACAAUGAUGAUAUGAUUUUAGAUAAAAAUUACGAAAUCGAAAAUGAAAUCAUAAAUAAUAUACCUGUUAAUUCUCCUGAUGAUUCUGUACUUUCAAAGAAAAGUAGACAAGCUUGCAGCAAGACUAGCAUAAAUAAAAUGUGGUGA
Molecule: messenger RNA, 2655 nt
Organism: Brassicogethes aeneus
Lineage: Eukaryota; Metazoa; Arthropoda; Insecta; Coleoptera; Nitidulidae
Source: the annotation of a GenBank genome assembly